This is a messenger RNA of Symbiodinium sp. CCMP2592, 801 nucleotides long. The record is from the annotation of a GenBank genome assembly. NCBI's taxonomy places the organism in Eukaryota, Dinophyceae, Suessiales, Symbiodiniaceae.
AUGAGCAGAAGCAUGAGCGGCUUGCUGGACGAGCCUGGAAGUCGCAAGGAUGAAGUCGAGACUUCCUUGCAGAAGCUGAGGGACCUCGCCGAGGGUAGGGCAGAGGAUGCAGAGGCAGAGGCCGAUGUGGCGGAAGUUCUGGAGGUCCUGGAGGCCGCCACGCUCCGCAGCAGCACCUGCCAGCGUCGCUUCCUUCAGCUCGACGGGCCCCAGCUGCUUCUGACCUGUAUGGCAGCGCAGCUUGAGAACGUCAGGAUACAGCUUAUCGCCUGCCGCAUCCUGCAGCAUCUGGCUUCCCUGGUGUCCUUGGAUGCGGCAGAAGUCUUGUCCGACUUUGGGGCUUGUGAGGCCAUCCAAAAGGCAUUGGAGGCACACCCAAACGUUGCGGCUUUGCACCAGGCGGCCUUGCAGGCUUUGGAGCUUCUCGCUUUCACCGGAACCGAAGCCCGUUUAAAGGCUCUUCGCUGCGGCUGUCCCGAAGUGGUGGUCGCUUCCUUGAAGCGUUUUCGGACCGAUGCCCACGUUCAGCAGGCCUGCCUCGCAGCCUUGCAGGCCCUGCUGGAGGACUCUGCAGUGGGGACAACGGAUUCAGAGGAAGAGUCGAAUUGUCAGGAGAUUGUUGCAAAACUGGGUGGCAUCGCAGCAAUAGUGGGAGCGCUUGCAGACCACCGCGAAGAUGCGCAGCUCCAGUACUGGGGCCAGGUAGUGCUGUCAGCCCUCUGCCACGACAAUGUGAAGCUGCGUGCCGAAGCGCAGCAGAAGUGCCACUGGCAGCGCAUCGAGAUUGACUUCGACAUUUGA